GCUUCCUGGGGCGGAAAAGACGCUCCUUUCAAUACCUACUUCGUUUUCUCCUCCCUCCUCCCUCCUCCGUCCUCCAACGGUUGUGGCUUACCUGCUGCUCGAUCUCCUCUUGGUUCGCAUCUCGAUCUCUUCUUUGAUAUCAAUCCAAUGGGAGAUUCGACGUCCCCAAGCGACGGCCCAGCCGAGCCGAGGAGGAAAUCCAAGAAACCCAAAUAUUCGAGAUUUACACAACAAGAGCUUCCUGCUUGCAAACCUCUACUAACUCCAAUGAUUGUAGUAACGACAUUCGCUUUGAUAGGAAUCAUCUUCAUUCCAAUUGGACUUGCUUCCUUGUCUGCAUCAGAGCAAGUGGUUGAAAUUGUUUAUCAAUAUGACGUGGACUGCAUUCCUGAGCAAUCACAGAAUGACAAAGUGGCAUUCAUUCAAAGCAGUGUGACUAAUAAAACUUGUACCAGAACUUUAACUGUGCCAAGGCACAUGGAUGGUCCUGUUCAUAUUUAUUAUGAGCUUGACAACUUCUAUCAGAACCAUCGCAGGUAUGUUAAAAGCCGAAGCGAUAAGCAACUAAGAAGCAAGGCAAGUGAGAAAGUAACCACUAACUGUGCACCUGAAGCCACAACUUCAGAUGGCUCUGUAAUUGUUCCAUGUGGCCUCAUUGCUUGGAGCUUGUUCAACGAUACAUACUCAUUUGCAAUAGACAGUAAAACAAUUGAGGUGAAUAAAAAGAAUAUAGCCUGGCAAAGUGACAAAGAACAUAAAUUUGGAAAUAAUGUUUAUCCCAAGAAUUUCCAGAUGGGAGGUCUGAUAGGAGGCGCCAAGCUCAAUGCCAGCAUACCUUUGAGCGAGCAAGAAGAUCUCAUUGUUUGGAUGAGAACAGCUGCCCUGCCAAAAUUCAGAAAACUAUAUGGCAGAAUCGAAAUGGACCUUGAUGCCAAUGACCAAAUAACAGUGACGAUACAGAACAACUACAACACAUAUAGUUUUGAGGGGAAGAAAAAAUUGGUACUUUCAACUACCUCCUGGAUAGGUGGGAAAAAUGAUUUCCUCGGUACUGCUUAUCUCACAGUUGGUAGUCUAUGCCUAUUUCUUGCAAUGGCCUUCAUAGUUCUGUAUUUGCUGAAACCAAGGACUCUUGGAGAUCCUUCAUACUUAUCUUGGAACAGGAAUCCUGAUGGACAUUACUAGAAGCCUUAGCUCAAUUUUCAUUCCAGAGUCACUAAAAACCUGUGCGUGCGAAAGUUUUCUUUCAACCAAACAAGAUAUUCAUGUACUUAAAUGAAUGCCUUAUUUGUAAUAUAAUCGACAUGUGGAUCGAUAUGGACUUAUCUGAAAUAUAAUGGACAUGUGGACCACCAAUUUCGGACUGUCCGCAUGUAGUA
This is a messenger RNA of Musa acuminata subsp. malaccensis (wild Malaysian banana), 1379 nucleotides long. Its product is annotated as ALA-interacting subunit 5. The record is from RefSeq and is a predicted model, not a curated record. NCBI's taxonomy places the organism in Eukaryota, Viridiplantae, Streptophyta, Magnoliopsida, Zingiberales, Musaceae. Gene Ontology annotation, cellular component: endoplasmic reticulum; Golgi apparatus; plasma membrane.